AUGCCAGUCAAACAUAAAAUUAUUGUAUCAUCAAAUCAGCACACUUUAUUUCAAAUGUUUGACAAGAAAAUUUAUGAUCGUGAAAACGAAGUUGAGAGUGAGAGUCGGGAAUUGGAAAAAAACACAGAGCUUGAUGAAAUAACUGAAAUGGACGAUACUGAAGGUGAUGCGACUAAUGCGAUAAAUAAAACCACAAGCACAGAAAAAGAAUGUCUAGAUUCUGAAGAUUUUGUUUCAAAGAAAAGGAACAGACGUGCAGAGUCCGAGCCUAUUCCAGAGAAAGCAGUGAAAAAACAUUUUUGUUCACAAUCUGGUGAGAAUACAGGGGAUGCAUCCAUGAUUGUGGAACUAAUCAAGGAAUCAAAUGAUAGAAUUGAAAAGAAGCUCGAUGCAUCGGAACAAAAGAUCAUAGAAAUUCUUAUAGAAAUGAUCCUGUCAACACAUGCCAGAGUAAAGCAGGGUCUUAGCUAGAGGGCCGUGUUAUCGCAGCCAAAAGUGGAAAAAUACGGCUAGAUAAAAUGAACGCGGCUUCACUAUUUAUACAAGGCCGUGUAUAGGUUCAUAAAAUAAGGUGGUGCUACUUACAACAGACAGAGUUUCUUCCUAUUUACGUCAAGAAAGUUUGUAGAAUCUACUGUUGUUGUUGAAUUGGCAAAAGUGAUCCGUGAUAUUUUAAUGUUUUGAUGGAUAAUGGGAACUGUAUGGUGUUAAAAUGGUUUUAAAUACCCCCAAUAGUUGUUGAAAUUAUAACUUAAUUGUCAGUGCGCAAUAUGAGCGUAUGCUCGCCUUGUAUUUGGUUGCAAAGCAUAGAACAACCACAGGCAUUGUUGUUGGCGAGCAUAACUAGAGCCAUGAUUUUGCUAUUCAAAGUAAUUGACAUGUGCACGCCCUGGUCAUUAGAAACACGCCCAAGAUCUAAAAUCCUAGCUAAGACCCUGGAGUAAAGUUAAUCAGACUGAAAAAAUUAUGAAAUAUUUCGGCGAGACUUGGCAAGUUGCAAAGAUUUAGACAGCCUGGUAAUAUGUUUACAGCAAAAUCAAUUCACCUAUGACGAAGAGUCAGGAAUAAUUUCAUGCACAAUCUGCACAUCUGAGGAAGCAAUUCGAAGAAAUGUAAACGAAAAUAAUACGGGCCAUUUUAAAGUUAAUAUAGACAAAUAUAAUUUAGAGUAGUUUACAAAUCCCAACCAACAACCAAAAACCGUGAGUCAUUUGAAAAGUCAUAUUGCAGAGAUCUAUUUGGAGCUCAAAGAAGGGAAAAGAAUGCAUUUCAUCAGAAGCAGUUGGAGAGGAUCGAGACAGAGCAUCUGGCAGAGUCCAAAAGACAAGCCAGAUCUUACACAGCUGGAAUGAAUCUAUUCAGAAUCCGAUACAAUGAAAUAAUGCAGGGAAACAGCUACAACAGCUUUGAGAGUGACAUCUUGACAGCUAAAUUAAACAAAUGUGAAGUAGGAGAUGAGAACCAUAGCAGAAUGUUUGCAAGGGCAUUGACGAAAGAUAUUGCUGCCAUUAUGGAUAUUGAUCUAAAACAAGCUUUAUCACGAAAACUUGAUUGCACAAAUCAACGACCACCUGUUGGUAUGGUGAUGGAUAAGAUGACACCAAAUAAAAGAACUGGACAAUCCAUGCAAUCAUUGUUCCUGUCCCAUCCAACCCUCUAUCCGACGUAAUGUUGGCUCCAGGCAUGCUGGAAGUUCCACCUGUCACUCAUCAUGAUGCAGCAGGUCUAGCUGCAAUGGCCAAGAAAGUUUUAAAUGGUGCUGGUGUCAAGGACAGUCAGUUGGAAGGAGUUGGCUGGGAUGGACAAUAUGUUCUUUUGGGAGUAAUGGAGAAACUUAUAGAGCUGUUAGACAUACCAGGUAUGGACACAGAUACGAAGCGGAAGUGGAUCACUCAGAUGUGGGAACCAGCCCACAAUAUUGAACUAGCAACCAAAGAUAUUAGAGAGAUGACCACAGUUUUUGACUGGUUUGUAGAACACAUUUCAAUAGUCAAUGGCAUAAUUCAAACACUGAACAUUGGUAAGGGAUUGGAGCAGUGUCUUACAGCAGCUGAAGAACAGAACAGGAGGCUGUAUAGACUGACAAAUUUAACCACAACUAGAUUUUCUGCCUAUUUCGAGCGAUCAUUGUCUAACUUUGAGAAGGAUUUUCCAGUCAUUGUUCAAGCUCUGCAAACCAGAUCUAUAGAGAGUGGAGAAAAAGAUGCGAGGGAGCAUGCCUCUAAUUCAUUAAAGAAAAUCUUGACAAGGACCUUUAUUAUGGUGAAUCUGGGAUUAAUUGACAUUUACCGACUUUUGGGAUCCUAUUCUUGUCUCCUACAAACGGUUGAACAGUUUCCCUGGACUGUUGAACAAUGA
Molecule: messenger RNA, 2358 nt
Organism: Paramuricea clavata
Lineage: Eukaryota; Metazoa; Cnidaria; Anthozoa; Malacalcyonacea; Plexauridae
Source: the annotation of a GenBank genome assembly